GUCAGCGCCAGUUACUUAUGCAUUCUCGUAAAUUUGCAAGCUGUAGGCCAUCUGUAAUCCCACCGUCUGUCCAUUAAAGCUACUGAAAGUGAAAGUUAGCUCGCCAUGGAAGAUCUCGUCAACAGCACGAUUGAUCCAGCUUGUUUACAAGAGCCUCCACUGGCUGUGGACGUUAUAGCGCAACUAGAUGUUUUUGGAAUAUGCUUGUACUCCAUGCUCACCUUCAUGUCCUGUGUCUCCCUGCUUCUGUACUUGGAACAAUGUGUCUUUAUUUACAAAAAACUGCCAUAUCCCAAGAAGACAACCAUCAUUUGGAUAAGUGGUGCUGCACCAGUCAUUUCCACCAUGGCUUGCCUAGGAAUGUGGAUUCCUCGGGCCGUCAUAAUCACUGAUAUGACAUCUAACAGUUAUUUUGCAGUUGUGGUAUACAAGACGUUGGUUUUCAUGAUCGAGGAGCUCGGGGGUAGUGGUGUUUUCCUGAACCGGUUCACGGGUAAAACGUUCAGGCUCAACACAGGCCCGUGCUGCUGCUACUGUGCCUGUCUACCACGCGUGCCCAUGUCACGACGAUUGUUAUUCCUGCUGAGGCUCGGUGCUCUGCAGUAUGCCAUCCUAAAAACAGUGUUCUCUGUAUUUUCCAUAAUACUGUGGACCAACGGCAGCUUUGAUCUCUCUGAUCUAGAGAUCACUGGUGCAGCCAUUUGGAUUAACCCCUUUGUUGGUGUUCUCAUCAUCACUUCCCUCUGGCCUGUUGGCAUCAUUUUCAUGAACACCAACAGCUUUCUCCGUGGUGUCAGCAUCAUACCAAAGUAUGCCAUAUACCAACUGAUACUUGUAUUGAGCCAGCUGCAGACAUCCAUCAUUAACAUCUUGGCCUUAGAUGGAACCAUCGCCUGCGCCCCUCCGUUCUCCUCUCAAGCUCGUGGAUCCAUGUUAAGUCAGCAGAUGAUGAUUAUGGAGAUGUUCAUCAUCAGUCUGAUCUCCCGGUAUCUGUAUCGCCGCACAUAUGACACACUUCCCUCCGAGGCGCAUGACACGGAGCUGAACGGCAAGGCUGCCCUGCAGGCUGCUCACGUGGAGCAUGAUGUCUAGAAAAAAAAGGACAAGGAAGUGCUCUUUAAAAUAUUUAUAAGAUGAUGUAAGGCAGAAGAUUAUGAAAUAAUCACACUUAAUUUUGAUGUAACAUUUUACCUCAUUCUGUUACUUAAAUUAAAAAGGAAAGAACAUGU
Cololabis saira (Pacific saury) is the source of this 1229-nucleotide messenger RNA. RefSeq names its product organic solute transporter subunit alpha-like. Lineage: Eukaryota; Metazoa; Chordata; Actinopteri; Beloniformes; Belonidae. The record is from RefSeq and is a predicted model, not a curated record. The coding region runs from base 106 to 1092 and encodes 328 amino acids. Gene Ontology annotation, biological process: transport. Gene Ontology annotation, molecular function: transporter activity. The transcript is spliced from 9 exons.